UGCUGCUGCUAAAGCUGCUCUGUAUUCAUUCCAGGCGUUGUUUUUCCUGAUGCAGCAGAUGUUUGUCCUUACACUUCUGUCUGUCUGUCUGUCUGAACCCAGAACAUCAACCCUAUCAUCAUAGACUCUGUUCUUUGCUUUCUUUUUUGUUCUGCCUAAGCUGUUCUGUUGAAAGUUCUUCACCACAGGUCUGCUGCAGGUCACCCUGUUCACCACCAGGUGGAUCAUUGGGUCAAACUCAGACCCAUUCAACCCCCUGUUGUCUUCUGUCAGUCACAGCUGUGAGGACUGUGAGUAAGUGAGAAGGAAUGAAGAAGAGUGAGGAAACAAGGAAAGACAACACACACACACUGUAACAAACACACUGUAACAAACACACACACGCUAAUAUAGGAUUUCACUGUUGCCAUGGUAAUGAAAUAGAACACUCUCUCAAUCUAGGUUUUUAUUCUCUCUCUCUCUCUCUCCCCCUCCCUCCCCCUCUCAUUAUCUCUCCCUUUCUCCCUCAUCAUCAUUGGGGUGAUCUUCUUUCUGUUCAAAUUUAAAUGAUUAAUCAUCAUCUUCAUCAUCAUCAUCAUCACUAUCACUUUUGGAUCAACAUUGUUCUCUCAACCCAAUCCUUCCAGACUCCUGUCACGUCCUUCAUCAAAUCCAUCCUCCCACUCCUCUCCUCCUCCCACUCCUUUCCCCCCUCCCUCUGUGCUGCCAUGACAAUUCAAUGAGAGGAAAGAGCCGAGUGAUGCGUCCACCUUCUUCCUCCUCCUCCUUUUUUAUGCUGGAUCAGAGCGCUCAGGAAGAGAAGACAAGGAGCACUCAAGGUAAAGGGAGCAAGAGGAGUAAGGAGAGAGUAAAGGAGGAAGAAGAAGAGGAAAAAGAGGAGUAGACAAAGAGCAGAAGACUCGUCAUCAAAGGAGGAGAUGGAAGGAAAAAGCAGGAGCAUGCCUUCAGACGUCAGCUUCCUCCCUCGUCCAGCCAUGCUGUGGUGUGAGCGUGGGAUCCAGGUCCUUCUCACCACCAUGGGAGCCUUUGCUGCCUUUGCCCUGAUGACUGUGGCCAUUGGUACCGAUUACUGGCUGUACGCCCGUGCGUUCAUCUGUAAUAGUACCACCAACUCCAGCCAACAGCACCAGGACCAGGAGUCCAGCAAGGACAAGAAGGACCCGGGAGCUCUGACCCACUCUGGACUCUGGAGGAUCUGUUGUCUGGAGGGCCUGAAAAGAGGGGUUUGUUCUCAGAUCAAUCAUUUCCCGGAGGACGCAGACUACGACCAAGACGCUGCAGAGUAUCUGCUACGUGUAGUUCGAGCCUCCAGCAUCUUUCCCAUUCUCAGCGCCAUCCUGCUCUUGCUGGGUGGAGUCUGUGUUGCGUCCAGCGGCUUCUACAAGAGUAAGAGGAACAUGAUUCUGGGCGGAGGGAUUCUCUUCGUGGCUGCAGGCCUCAGCAACAUCAUCGGAGUCAUCGUGUACAUUUCUGCGGCAUUGAGCGACAUCUCCCCAAAAAAGGACGAAGAUAAGAAGUGGCACUACUCCUACGGCUGGUCCUUCUACUUUGGCGGCCUGUCCUUCAUCCUCGCUGAGAUGGUCGGUGUUCUUGCCGUCAACAUCUACAUCGAGAAAAACAAAGAGCUGCGUUGCCGCUCCCGCACUGACCUCUUUAAGAGCACCACCCAUGCCAUGCUACGACUUCCCAGCUAUCGUUUCAGGCGGAGGUCCAGGUCCAGCUCCAGAUCUACUGAUCCACAAGGCUCCCAAGAGACCUCACCAGUUGGCACAUCUAAGACCUUCACCCUGCCACCCUCAGCUCCACCCUUCUCUGUUGCCACUCUUCCUAACCCACACCACACGAACAGCAGUGGAGGUGGAGGUGGAGACAUCUCCAUGUACUCACUGUCCAGGGACUCAAAGCUGGGAAGCCUUGGUGCUGGAGCUCCACCUCUCUAUGGUACAGUCGAUCGAGCCACGCUCUACAAGCUCCAUAACUACUUCCCAAAAGAAUCCAGUGGAAGCGGAGGAGGAGGAGGAGGAGGAACAGGAACGCUACCUUCGCACUCUAAAUCCAACCUAGCAGCAGCAGCAGCAGCGGUGACCCAGAACACAGCUCCUCUGAACACUUCCACUCCGUCAGCCGCUGGCAGUCAGCCAUCCACUGCCACCAUGGAGAGAGACAGGACCAACGUGGGAACGCUGGACCGCCUGACGGCCAAAAGAGAACGGGACAGUAACUCAGACACACUCAACAGGAAAACCACCCCAGUGUGAAGCGGAGGAGGAGGUUGAAGGCCCGGGUGGAGGAGCUUCGUUAAGAUUAGUCGGUACCACUGUCACUUCCCCUCACCACAAACAGUUUUCAAACAUCUUCCUUACCUCAGAGUUUCCAGUUACCAGUUAUCAGUUACCAGUGACCUAAUUUUGAAGGUUCUCUGACUCUAACCCUAAAAUCAAAGGAACCUCGGCCCAGUCUCAGAGGGGGCUUAUAUGGUGCAGGUGUAUCACAACCAUGAGGGGGCAACGUUGUGUUGCUGGUGGGGUGUGUUAGUUUAUUUAAACUGGGGAGGAUGGAGAAGAGGGAGGGAGGGUCAGAGUGGGUGUUUCCGUAUGGUUCUACUUCCUGAAAGUAGAAUCCAGUAGAUGUACUUUGAAGAGGGAGGAACAUCGUGGAACCUUGCGUGGUCUGACAUCACGGUGUCUCUGCUCAGAUGAGGGCAGUAAAUACAUGACCUUUGACCUUCCUUACAGUGUGUUAAGAAUCACUGUUUUAAUAUUAGAACCACUGGGUCCUGGACCAGUACCACACUCUGGACAGGUACCAGGCCUUGUAGACCAACUUGAAAAGUAUUUUCAAAUUAAAAGUUUUUUUUUGUAGUGCGUCUUUAGUAAGGUCCAAAUGUCACAGAGGAGUUCCAUUUACAGUUCCAGUUAAAGAACAGUUCUAUCACCACAGUGAAUAUGCGCUGUUGAUUCAUCUGUUGCCUUUGAUGCUCAUGACUUUGACCUUGAUUAGUCCUACCUAUUUAUUUUGAAAUGUUCACCCUGCGUCCCCACCCUGUGACUCAGGUCUGAGCAGCAGACAAGGUUGUGACCUUUGAUUUAAAAGACGUUUUCUCUUGUUUCCUGGGGGACCGGGGGGGGGGCGGGGGGGGUGACGUCAGUAAUGAUGAUGUCAUGUAACUAAUGUCAUGUGUGCAACAUGUUCCUUAACAGUGAAAGUAAAAAUAUAUAUUGUUCUCUUUUUCCUCCAAGUUAAAAGAUUAUUUGACUUUUAUUUUUUCUCUAGAUCAACACAAAAGACCAACUUACAAUUAAUAAUAUAUAUAAUAAUUAAUUAAUAAUAAUUUGGUUGGUUGGCCUAAAGAUGGCAAAAAAGAGUCACAACAGCCAAUGCACAUGUACUGAGAAAGUGACCUCCCUUGGUCUAAAGAGGUGUGGACCUACCUACACCUGACAGUGUAGACCUCUAGGGGGCGCCCAAAGGAAUAGGACACAGCCUUUAGCCAUUAGUGUUUGACCUUAGUGGCCAUGUUGUUCAACUGCAGGGGCUGCUAGGGUCAAACAUCAAUGUGGCCUUUUUGUUAGCUGUUGCUACAAUACAGUACUGCUACAACUGAUGCUAGCUACUGCUACAGGGGUCGUUAGCUACUGCAAGCAUAACUGUUAGCUCCCACUAGUGUUAAUUACAAACUACUAUGGUUUACUACUAUAUUUUGCUAUUGUGGAUGUUUGUGGGUACUACACUAACUGCUAGCUGCUGAAAUGGUGGCUGCAAGGGGGCGCUACAGUGGAUUUAAGCUGACAGAGAUUGCUCUUAGCUAUACACUGCUGUUAGCCAAAGGUGCUGUUUUAGACAUUCUGUCUGGAGGAAUUUUAGCUAUAUUUAAAUUUCACCUGGUCAUUUUUAUUCUCUCUAAUAUGACGAUGACGACGACGAUGGCGGUGAUGAUGAUGAUGAUGAUGAUUAUGAUGAUGAUUCACUCAGAUUUUCGGGUUCCUAACAUCUCUGUUGGUUCAAACGUUGGUUCCUGACAGAACAAACUGAACGGUGUUGAAUAAACACAACGUGCAGGAAGUUAUUGCAGUAAUCCUCAGUGGAACACUCUUCUUCAUCCGGUGUCAACCUGUUCUCAGUGUCGCCCCCUGUUUUUCAAGAAAAGAAAUGUGAAAAAAGGACAUAUUUUGAGCUGGUGGUGAAUAUUUUAGCUUCAUCCUCCACAUCACAAACGUGAUGGUUUUUAUCUCACUACGUCACCGCCUUGUGGCUGUCAUCUUACCACAAAGUUCUUUAUCCUGAGUGAAUGGAUUUUCAUCUCCUGUGAGUUUGAUGACUCACUUCAUCUUGGAGACAUUUUUAAACUACCUUCUCCUUCUGUCUGCACCUCCUGCUCCAACUGUCUCCUCGGCCUCAGGCCGUCAGCGGUGGAGAGAGCAAAGAUAAAGGCUUCAGGGGGACCGACAGACGGACGGAGGCUGGAGGGGAAAUGUGUCAGUGGAGAUUAUUUUCAAAUCCUCCCACGAUGAGGAAACCUUGAUUUGUAAAGAAUUCAAACAUCAGAGGAGGUGCAGGAACUGAUGGUUCCUGCUGGUUUUAGAACCAUUAGAAGUUAGAUCCUAAACCCCGACUGGGUUAGACUUGGUCCUAGUGGGUAGGGAGCCCCAUGUCCAGGAGGAUCCAGCAGGUUAGGGCUAACCUGUUAGUGUUAGCCUGUUAGCUGUUUUUCCCGGUUUUUUGAACUGAGACGUCAGUUGGUUAAACCAAGGUGACAUUUUCAAACCGUCUGUUCAACUGAAGAGAAAAAUGACAGGAUUAAAGUCAAUGUUUCACA
This is a messenger RNA of Cynoglossus semilaevis (tongue sole), 4816 nucleotides long. Its product is annotated as voltage-dependent calcium channel gamma-4 subunit-like. Gene Ontology annotation, molecular function: channel regulator activity; voltage-gated calcium channel activity. Lineage: Eukaryota; Metazoa; Chordata; Actinopteri; Pleuronectiformes; Cynoglossidae. Gene Ontology annotation, cellular component: postsynaptic density membrane; AMPA glutamate receptor complex. Gene Ontology annotation, biological process: neurotransmitter receptor internalization; transmission of nerve impulse; neurotransmitter receptor transport, postsynaptic endosome to lysosome. The transcript is spliced from 5 exons. The record is from RefSeq and is a predicted model, not a curated record. Bases 918 to 2258 code for a protein of 446 amino acids.